AUGAAUAAUCAAGUGGUUCACAACAAUCGAAUCAGAGAAAAUCUUGGUGAUAAGGUUGAAUUGCAGCCUCCUAGGGUUGUUAAUGUGGCCGCUCAGGUUCAUAGUGGUAAUCUAAUAGGAGAUGCAAAGAGGUUGAAUCAGAAGGCCAUUAUUCUUCCUCCUCUACCUUCAGGGAAUACAUUUGUGGUAACCAGCAGUCUGAUACAAAUGCUUACAACAAAAGGGUUGUUUUCUGGUCUAGCUUCGGAAGAUCCACAUGGUCAUAUGGCUAAGUUGAGAAGUGUCUGCAACAGUUGUGUGGGACGACCAGAAUUGGAUAUAAAUGUCAUAGGUUUGAGAGUCUUCCCUCUGUCAUUGACCGGUGAUGCUGUAGUGUGGUUUUCUGAGCUUCCAUACAAUUCGAUUCAUACAUGGGACCAAUUGCAUAGAGUGUUCAUGGCGAAGUAUUUUACGGUGUCUAAGAAGCUGAAUCACAAGGAUAAACUGAACAACUUUGUAGCACUGCCUGGAGAGUCUGUAAGCAAUGAUGAGUCACUGAAGGAGUACUUUUGCAGAGGACAUGAUGACAAUGGAAAAGAUGUGCUAGAUAAUAUUGCUGGAGGAUCAUAUGAAAAGGUGAAUGCGGUAAACUACCUAACUAGAGCUCCACCACCACUAGUUGAGGAAUGUUACGAUGAAGAGGAUGCAUAUUUGAACAGGAAUAACUAUGGCAACAUAAAUGAUCGAGUCGGACCCUAUGUUCCAUCUGGUAGAGAAUCUGGUAAUAGAGAAGCUGGUAGUAGUAUGACUCGCAUUGACGAUAUGAUGCAGAAGAUGAUUAAGAGGUUUGAUGCAACUGAUGAAAAUAUGAGAGAGAUGCGUACUAAGUUGUCCGGGAUUGGUCAAAAAGUUGAUACCCAUGCAGUGUCGAUCAAGCAACUUGAGAAGCAGUUUAGUCAGUUAUCCGCCACUGUGAAUCCACUCCAACUUGGCACACUUCCUAGAAACACCGUCCAGAAUCUGAAAAAUGGUGGGUAUUAUAUGGUAAUCACAACUCGUAGAGGAAAACAUACUAUAGAUUCCCCCAUGACAUCUGAGGUUGAAAGAGUGGUAGAAAAAGAUGCAGAUGAGAUUGAGGUUACUGGAAAGACGAAAGAUGUUGCAGAAAAGGAGGUUGAGUUGACUCAGAUAGUUGUUCCCAUGCCUAGACCUCCACCUCCCUUCCCACAGAGAUUAGUGCAAAAGACCGAAGAAGGAAAAUACCGCAGUUUCAUAACUAUGUUGAAACAGCUUUCCAUCAAUCUCCUGUUGAUAGAAGCUUUGGAGCAAAUGCCUAGGUAUGCAAAGUUCAUGAAGGACUUGGUGACCAAAAAAAGGGCUGUCAGUUUUGAGAAUGAUGAGAAGUUGCAGCAUUGUAGUGCCAUUUCUUCGAGGUCACUAGUGCAAAAUAAAGAGGAUCCCGGAGCUUUCACUAUUCCUUGCACCAUCGGUAAGAUGCACUUUGCGAAGGCUUUGUGUGAUUUGGGUGCCAACAUUAAUUUGAUGCCGUUGUUGAUUUAUAAGAAGUUAGGUUUAGGAGCGCCAAAACCGACUUCCAUGCAUUUACUUAUGGCUGAUAGAACUGUGACGAGGCUCAUCGGAGUGCUCCAAGAUGUCCUUGUGAAAGUGGGGUCGUUUAUUUUUCCGACGGAUUUUGUGAUACUUGAUUGUGAGGUUGACUUUGAGGUCCCCAUCAUCUUAGGGAGACCAUUCCUCGUUACCGGGUGUGCCUUAAUCGAUAUGGAGAGAGGGCAGAUGAAGUUUCGACUGAAUAAGGAGGAGGUGACCUUUAACAUCUGUAAGUCUAUGAAGUAG
Solanum tuberosum (potato) is the source of this 1833-nucleotide messenger RNA. RefSeq lists its product as uncharacterized. Lineage: Eukaryota; Viridiplantae; Streptophyta; Magnoliopsida; Solanales; Solanaceae. The transcript is spliced from 5 exons. Bases 1 to 1833 code for a protein of 610 amino acids. The record is from RefSeq and is a predicted model, not a curated record.